GCGCUUCUCAAUCGCCGCCGGUUUCUAAUCCGCUCUAAAACACGAUCUAAUUCAGUCAUCCACUUGAAAGAAAUAUUGAGGAAGAUACCGGACACUUUCGCGGACGUGACAGAGUGAUUAUUCUGCACCCGUAGCCCCGAAAGCGGAUGUUUGCGGUCUCGGGGUGACAUGGCGUAGCGCGAGUUUGAGCGAGCUAAUUUGCUAGCAGCCGCGCGUCUGAAAUGAUGAUCUGUUGGAAAGCGCCACAUUUGCUCGAGUUUGGUGUCAGCCCCCGUUUUCAAAUGGUCCUUUCAGUGGCACGAUGGGACGCGUGAUCAGGGGACAGCGAAAGGGCGCCGGCUCCGUGUUUAAAGCCCACGUCAAGCACAGGAAAGGUGCCGCCAAACUCCGCCACAUUGACUUCGCCGAACGCCACGGCUACAUCAAGGGGAUCGUCAAGGAUAUCAUCCACGACCCCGGCCGCGGGGCCCCUCUGGCCAAGGUGGCCUUCCGGGACCCGUACCGCUUCAAGAAGAGGACCGAGCUGUUCAUCGCCGCUGAGGGCAUCCACACGGGGCAGUUCAUCUACUGCGGCAAGAAGGCUCAGCUGAACAUCGGCAACGUCCUUCCCGUGGGCACCAUGCCCGAGGGCACCAUCGUCUGCUGCCUGGAGGAGAAGCCCGGCGACAGGGGCAAGCUGGCGCGCGCCUCCGGAAACUACGCCACCGUCAUCUCGCACAACCCGGAGACCAAGAAGUCCCGAGUCAAGCUGCCGUCAGGCUCAAAGAAGGUCAUCUCCUCGGCCAACAGAGCCGUCGUCGGUGUGGUCGCUGGCGGCGGUCGUAUCGACAAGCCCAUCCUGAAGGCGGGUCGCGCCUACCACAAGUACAAGGCCAAGAGGAACUGCUGGCCUCGCGUCCGCGGCGUGGCCAUGAACCCCGUCGAGCAUCCCUUCGGCGGCGGCAACCAUCAGCACAUCGGCAAGCCCUCCACCAUCAGGAGGGACGCCCCCGCCGGUCGGAAGGUCGGUCUUAUCGCUGCCCGUCGUACCGGCAGGCUGCGCGGAACCAAGACCGUCCAGGAGAAGGAGAACUGAGUCGGGCUGCGCUCGAAAUAAAACAAAAAGUGUUCCAAAACAAAGUUUUCUGUUUUUGUCCGUUUGCGUACACUUCAACUAGGAUUUCCUCGACUGGUGCUUUGUGUAACACACGUGGAAGUCUGCUGAAUUCAAUAAAGCAAUUUUUUGCAAAAGUU
Messenger RNA from Phyllopteryx taeniolatus (common seadragon), 1233 nucleotides. It is a transcript of the gene rpl8, whose product is annotated as ribosomal protein L8. The transcript is spliced from 5 exons. Gene Ontology annotation, molecular function: structural constituent of ribosome; RNA binding. Gene Ontology annotation, biological process: cytoplasmic translation. The record is from RefSeq and is a predicted model, not a curated record. NCBI's taxonomy places the organism in Eukaryota, Metazoa, Chordata, Actinopteri, Syngnathiformes, Syngnathidae. Gene Ontology annotation, cellular component: cytosolic large ribosomal subunit; ribosome. Bases 302 to 1075 code for a protein of 257 amino acids.